CUGGGAGACCUUUGCCUGUCUUCAUUAUGUUUCUGUUGAACUGUUUUAAGAUGUCUCUUCACAAGAAUGCCUUUCUGAUUGUGUCCUUGAAAAGCCGCCUUGUAACGUUUUCUUCUGUUGUGUUAUUUCAGCAUCUGCUUUGUGAUCUACAGCUUUUAGGGUGAAAUCCUCUUCUCUUUCCAGGCACAAAAGAAAGGAAAGCCUCACGUUUUGUUUCCUUGGAAGGCAGAAGAACUGGAAUAAUCUCUGUGUGCAAAUUCCCAGAGCUUUCAUGCUUUUCCCCGAGUUGCACUUGCAAGCAGAGAAGGAAGGUGUAUGUACACACACACACUAGUUACUACAUAAAUCACUGUUGUAGGGUUCUGCUGAAACAGGCAGAGAUAGGAGCCUUUUACCAUGCACCUGAUAGGUGUGUGCUGGCAUGACAUUUUUUGUUUCCUUUUUUUUUCCUCUUCCUCCAGACAACCUACUACUACCUAGGUUUAUAAUGAACAGGAACAGAAACUCAGACCCACUUAAAGUGACUCUCUCUCCUGUGUGGAUGUUACAAAUCAGACCUGCCUACAGUCCCAAAUAAAUAGGGCUUUUUUUUUAAACUGCAGGCUUUAUGUCUUUGGCAAGUACGUGCCCAUGCAUGGCACUAUGUGGGUAGGUGAGUGCAUGGGCUGUCCUUGCUGCUACGGUAGCAAGGUACCUGGAGGCAAAUUUCUCAAAACUAUUUAUUUAAGCUGUACUAGUGUUUACCGGUUUUGAGAUUCAGUGGUCACAAGCCACCCCGCUUCAGAUGAAGAGCUGCACUCCCAGAUGCUCUCCCCCAGAAAUAAAACUGCAAAACAGCUGGCUGUGGAAGUUAAACCUUUCGCAGCAUCUGCACCGUCCAAAGAGAAUCCUUCUGACCAGCAGCAGAAGUGGCUUUUGCUGUGCUGUGUUUUUGUUAAUCAUCUGGAGACCUGCGAUGGUAUUGUUACACUCUUUGAAGGACUUACAAGACUGGGAUUAACUGCAUCUCCUGGAUCUGAAAGGCAGAAAGGCACAGAGGUUUGAUAGCUACACUGGAUCUUUGCGGUCUCCUCUAAAUUGCAACACUGAAAACAAUGGCAACUGAAUGUAUAAAAAACUGCUGUAAAUGGUGUUUCUGCAUGGAAAAAGAAAAAAGUGAUCCAGUUUCCAUGGUGCAGGAAUCUGAAGCAGUAGCUGCAAGCAAGCCAACUAUUGCAGAGAAGCCUCCAUUGUCUUCAGUGUCAGUGAAGCGUCAAGUUGGCUGUUCAGAGGAUUAUUUGCUUUCUAAACUGCCCCUGGAUGGUCAGGAGGUACCAUUUGUGGUCCCUCCAUUCAAAUUGGCUUAUGUACAGCCAAAGAACCUUCCUAGUAUCUCACAUGCUGGAGGGAUUCAAGAAUCUACCAGAGCCUCAUUUGGUGACCGGAAAGCAGAACUGCACAGCGUGUACCAAUGGCCCCACUGUGACGUCUACAACCCAUUCUAUUUGGAGCAUCGGGUUUCGCCAGAUCUGAUUAGGCGCUUCCCAGCAAAAUCAGAUAAUAGGAAAUUAUAUGGAUCAGUUAGUGAUCUAAGACCUAGUGCUUUGCCUGGAUCACUUGAUGUAAGCCAUUCAAUGUUUGAUCUCAGAAGCCCACCUCAUCGAUUCAUGAAGAGAUACGAUUCAUUGUCCAGUGUACCUAGCAGUACCUCUUCCAGGAAGGAUUCGCAAGGCAGUAACAGGAGUCUGGAUACUAUUACAUUAUCAGGUGACGAACGAGACUUUGGAAGACUGAAUGUGAAGUUGUGUUAUGUUUCUUCUGUAGAACAGAUUUGGAUCACAGUUUUACAUUGCAAAGACCUGAGCUGGCCUUCUAGCUGUGGGGAGAAUCCUCGUAUCUGCGUCAAGGGAAUUCUCACACUGCCCAAACCAGUGCAUUUCAAAUCUUCUGCCAAGGAAGGCUGCAACGAUAUUGAAUUUAUGGAAACUUUUGUAUUUGCUAUUAAACUGCAAAGCCUGCAGGCUGUCAGAUUGGUAUUUAAAAUCCAGAUACAGACUCCCAGGAAAAAAACGAUUGGAGGGUGCUCCUUGGCACUACGGGACCUCAGCUCGGAGGAGUCAAGUCAUUGGCUGGAUAUAUCUCCUCCUUCCAAAGCACCUGUGUGCCGUGCAGAACUUCAAGUAGGAACUUGUUUUCAAGCAAUAAACAGGAGGAUACAGGUACAGAUACUUGAAGCACAAAAUCUUCCAGUUCCAUCUACACCACUGUCUUCAAAUUUCUUUGUGAAAGUUGGGAUGUUUACUACAGAAGGGAUGAUCUAUAAGAAGAAGACUCGUCUUCUGAAGUCCACUAAUGGCCAAGUGAAGUGGGGAGAAAUGAUGAUUUUUCCAGUCAGCCAAGCUGAACAAGGAACUGGCUUUCUCAUCAAGCUCUACAGCAGAAGCUCAGUGAGAAGAAAACACUUCCUGGGACAGGUCUGGAUAAGUUCUGACAGCAGUAACAGUGAAGCAGUAGAGCAAUGGAAAGAUACUAUUGCCAACCCUGAAAAAGUUGUUGUUAAAUGGUACAGCAUUGGUCCAUCUUGAAGACUGGAGAUGAAACUUGGGACUGAUUUUUCUACAAAGAUAUCCCUAUGCUGUUUAUAAUAGUAUAAAUUAAAGAAAUUAAUUGUCUACACAAGUUCUUCAGAAGUUCUCCACUGCAUCACACCUCCAUGGUAACGGAAAAUUCAGUUUCACCAAGAGAAAUACUGGCUAAAUAUUAUUAUGAGGAAGACUUAGGAUCUGAGGGAAUUGCUCAUUUGAUUUUUAAAAAUCCACCUUGAAAAAGGUAUUUUUGCCCCUUUCAGGCUCCAUAAGAGCACAGAAGUCCAGUCUUGGCGAGAAGCAGCUUGAAUCAGCAUCUUCUUCACUAGACACUGACAUCAUCCUCAUCUACAGUCCUGUCUUUGGCAGACUCCAAAGUCCGUGGGAAUCAGUCUGGUCAGUGGCUUGAUCCUAGGUACCUCUGAGCCUCUGGGACUGCACCUGUGUUGACACCACUUGAUCAGAGUAAUGUGCCUGAGCCAGUGGGAAAGCUGUGGCAGUAGAAGGCUUAAAGGGAACUAUUCAAUAAGGCAGUACCCAGAGACUUCUCUAACCUCUGUCUUUGAUGAAGGCAGUACCCUGACAUGCCAAUAGCUUGGGUUCUCCCUCAUCCUUCCUUCUAAACAGACAGAUUGAAAGAUAAAGCGUUGCUCUGACUAACUGUGAUCUUUUCAAGUGGGGCCCUCCAGACAUGCUCUGUUUGGGUCAAUUCCGGUUGAGAUCAAUGGAAUAAUACAAAGAGGCAAAGGCCCUGCCUGGGAUCAGGGCCAAUAUUUUUAGAUAAAUUACUUUCUUAUAUAGAAUUCUUAUAUGUAAACCACUUCCUAUAUAAUCAACAAUGUUCUAGCGUUUGCUUACAUUGCUAAAACCCAGACUCACAUGUACAAAGGAGUAAGCAUAUAUUUACUGACGUAAGUGCCUUUUGAUAUUAAUUAAAAUGCAGCACAGUAAGGGACUCAGACUUUGUUUAAAAGAUGGGCUACUGCUGCAGAAGUACUUGUUACAUCUGUCUAGGAUGCUGAAAAAUUAUGUGUGAGAGUAUAUUUUUGUUACUUGUUCCUAGCAAGAAGAAAUCACCAUUUUGCAAAUUAUAUUUUUCCUACAAAAUCCUAAGAUUAUUUUUUCUAUUAGUCCCCAUUUUUCAGGAGUUUAUUCAGAGUUAUUUUUAAGGCAGGAAAAUGCCAUGUAUAUAACUGAUAAUAUAUACAUCUAAAAGCACAGACCUCUUUGCACUACUUUAACUACUGGAUUUAAAAAAUAUAUAUGUUCUGUUAAAUCCACAUUUAUGGUUGGCUGUCUGGACUGUACAAAUAUGUAUGUUUGUAUAGAUGCUGAAUAAUUGUAUCUUUUUUAUACCUUGGAUCCCAUUCAAACAUCUGACAUGAACGGGAGUGGCAGUGAGAGCUCUCGCUGCUGGAAGGCCAAGAGUGGGGAGCAGAGGAGACACUGUAACAGGAAGGCAUGUUGUAUUUAAGCAUAGAGCUCUGAGCAUCUUUAUUUUAACUUCUUUGACUUUGAGUAAAGGUCAAGAAAAAAUGGAA
Molecule: messenger RNA, 4105 nt
Organism: Falco peregrinus (peregrine falcon)
Lineage: Eukaryota; Metazoa; Chordata; Aves; Falconiformes; Falconidae
Gene: TC2N
Product: tandem C2 domains, nuclear
Exons: 12
Coding region: 1095-2564 (489 amino acids)
Cellular component (GO): nucleus
Source: RefSeq, a predicted model, not a curated record